This is a messenger RNA of Taeniopygia guttata (zebra finch), 3384 nucleotides long. RefSeq names its product armadillo repeat containing 9 (gene ARMC9). Gene Ontology annotation, cellular component: centriole; ciliary tip; ciliary basal body. NCBI's taxonomy places the organism in Eukaryota, Metazoa, Chordata, Aves, Passeriformes, Estrildidae. The record is from RefSeq and is a predicted model, not a curated record. Gene Ontology annotation, molecular function: protein binding. Gene Ontology annotation, biological process: cilium assembly.
GCCGGGCCCGAGUGACGAUUGGCUGACUGCGGUCACGUGCGCGUGACGCGCGCGGGCGGGGCCGCGGUUGCCGAGGCGACACCGGCGGCGGCUGAGGGGAGAGUGGGACAGCUUUAUCAGUGAUGAGAAGUAGCAGCAGCCCUUAGCAAUGGGUGAUGUUUUAACGUAUGAAGCUGAAUUACUUGGCCUAGUGAAAGAGUAUUUGGAUUUUGCCGGAUUUAAAGAAACAGUGAAAGUAUUUAAAAAGGAAUGUACAAUAAAAGGGAAGCCACUACCUAAACCAGCAGAUCUUUCCUCAGAAGAUUCAUUGCCUGUUCAGGAAGGAAUGCUUACAGCAUUUGAAGAUGGUGAUCAGAAAGUUUUCUUCCAGCUCUGGGAGGAGCAUAUUUUGUCUUCAGUCCAUGACAGUGAUCCAGUUGCUCAGAACCUGGAGUUCUAUCUCCACAUCUACUUUGCCACCUUCCUCUUGAAACAAAAUAUGGGAAAGCCUGACAAAGCUGAACUUGAUGAAAGGAUUUCUUAUUUCAAGGAAUACUUGGAAACAAAAGGAGCUGCACUGAGCCAGACUACAGAGUUUCUUCCUUUCUAUGCUUUGCCAUUUGUUCCAAACCCCAUGGUACAUCCUUCAUUUAAAGAACUUUUCCAGGAUUCUUGGACACUGGAUUUAAGGACAAGAUUAGAAACGUUCCUGUCUCUGGCUCUCAAAGCCAGACAGACUCCUCGGCUUCUCACUAUAUUUCAGGAGAGUGGACAGUGCAACAAAGAAAUGAUGCAACAUCUUCAUCAGCAGUUAGUGAAGCGUGAGCAGAGGUACAUGACCAACCUGAAACGAUUGCACAAGUUGCAGAUGGACUACCGUGGUCUCCUUGAAGUCACUGCAGAGCUGGUGGAUUCUUUGGAGGCCACAGUCACUGGCAAGAUGAUUACACCAGAGUAUAUUCAAAAUGUUUGUGCUUGCUUGUUUAGCAAUCAUUUGAAACAAACUGUAGCACACAACAUUGACUUCACAAGGCCUGGAACUGGAUAUUACUCUAUGAGCCCUUGUGAUGACGGAUAUGCUUCCACACUGUUAAGAGCAUCUUUAUCCUCUAUGAAGAUGCAGGAUGUGCCAUUGCUGCCCUCUCUGGAUUAUGAGAAGCUGAAGAAAGAUUUGAUUACAGGGAGUGAUCGUCUCAAGGCCCUCUUGCUGCAGGCUCUGCGCUGGCGCUUGACAACAUCAUAUCCUGGAGAACAGAGAGACACUAUCAUGCAAGCCUACAUCAGUAAUGACCUCCUAGAUUGCCACAGCAACUGUCAGAGAAGUGUCCUCCAAUUAUUAUAUUCUAAGAGUGAGGUAGUCAGACAGUAUAUGGCAAGGCUCAUCAAUGCUUUUGCUUCACUGAUAGAAGGUCGUGCCUACCUUUCUCAGAACCCAACCUUGCUGCAAAUGCUGGAGGACAGACUGAAAGCUGAAGACAAGGAUUCCCUUACAUGGGAGAAUGUUCUGGGGGCUCUGCAGAAAUUCAGCCUCAGGCGCACACUGCAGUCAGCAAUGAUCAAAGAUGGGCUCAUUUUCUGGCUGGUUGAUGUUCUAAUAGACCCAGAUUGCCUGUCUGAUUACAACCUGGAGUAUUGUGCUGCCUUGCUCAUGAAUCUCUGUCUACGGAGUGCAGGGAAGAAAAUAUGUGCAAGUAUCCCAAACCCCAUGCUCAGAGUUCUUUCUGGUCUUCUUGACCAUGAGAAUCCUAAGGUCCAGUCAUAUGUGAAUGGAGUACUGUACAGUAUUUUAGCCAUCCCUUCUGUUCGAGAAGAAGCCAAAGAAAUGGGAAUGGAAGAAAUUCUGCGCUGCUUUAUCAAGGAAAGAAAUGAAGAGAUGGUUCACCAGAUGGAAUUUGUUAUCAAGCAACUCAAUUCAGAAGAGCCAUUCAAUGAUAGUGUUGUGUCUGAUGAUGAUGAGGAAGAGGACUAUGAGGAAGAGGACAGUGACAUCCUGGAGCCUGAUCUGGACAAAGAUGAAGUUUUGCUGCCUCAGCUGGGGGAGCUUUCAGGAGAGAAGCUGUUAACAACCGAGUACUUGGGAAUAAUGACUCACACUCCAAAAACUAAGAAGAAGCAAUUUGCUGGUGUCCAGCAGAGUAUAGAUGAGCCUCUCCAGAGACCUGUGACACCAGGUUAUCACAGAACUGCAUAUCUAAUGCCAGAAAACAGUACCAGUUCCUGUCACGAUAGGGAUGAGAAGCUGCAGUCUCCACCAAGUGGUUCUUCUUCCAUUUGUGGUGGGAGACAGUCCAGCAUUUCUGACUUCUGCAUUUCCCCCUCCUCAGCAAUUGAAAUGAAGUCAUCUGAAGUAUUUGCAUCAGGCCAUAGAAUGGACCAACACAUCCCAGCUGGUGAUACCCUAUCUUCUCAAUCUGCUGACUUCACUGAGGACAAAGUAAAUGGUCAAUCACACAGUGAGUUUGCCCAAGCCUUCACCAGCAAACCUAAGAUCCCUCGCACUCCUGACGGGCAGGGCACCAGCCCUAGAAAGGGAAAGGUCCCAGGCAUUGCCCCCCAGUUCUCUCAGUCUGGACCCCAACAAUCAAGCCAUCCAAGCUCCUCAGGAUCUACAAGGAGUAGACAGAGUGUGUGGAUAGGAACAGCUGGAUUCAAAUACAACUCUGUGUCCAUCACCAGUGAAAUUGGCAGCCAGUCCUACAAGAAGUGAGAACAGUUCCUUUCCUCGAGAAUCACCUGUCACAUUGUCGAAGGACAGAGCGAGCUUCCUGUAAUGAGCUUUACUGGUGACCUGCAGAGGAGAGUGAGGCUGUUGACACUGCAGGCCUUGCACAGGGAUUUGGGAUUAUCUGAUGGGAUGUGUCUGUGGGCUCUAAAACUGGCUAAGACAAGGGCCUUGUUAUUAGAACUCGAGGUCUGAGCAGCAGCUCAGGACUGUCAUGGGAGAUGGAUAUUUUCUGAUAGUUUACUCUAAAAUGACAUUGCCACCUUGAGAAGAAACUCUUGCUCUCUGCCUUCUGUGUCAGUGUAAAUGGCAUUGGAAACAGAAUGUAGGCUCAGCCCAGGAGUUUUACCAAGAAACUGUAUUUUUUACUUAUUGCUUGCUGAAGCAGCCUGCCAAUUGCUUCUUUAAAAAUUUUGCCUGUGUGACUGGUUUGGGAGGUGUCUGUGUUCAAAGGAUCUGCCUGAAGAGGGACACUGUCUGCCACAUGUGCAGAGCCUUCCAGCCCGGAGCAGUCCUGUGUCGAGUGAGAUCUGCAUGGCCCCCAGACCCUGAAAAGGAGGUAUUUUAUCAGCUUCUGGUUGACCUGUACCCAAUGAAAAACACUGUUACAGUGCCCAAGGCACCAUCCAUGCUCACCUCUGAGGUCUUCAUCUGCAGCAAUUAGUCCUAAUCCUUCUUUCUGC